Messenger RNA from Staurois parvus, 320 nucleotides. NCBI's taxonomy places the organism in Eukaryota, Metazoa, Chordata, Amphibia, Anura, Ranidae. The record is from the annotation of a GenBank genome assembly.
UCACAGCCCAGCUGUGUCGUGAUAAGCACAAAAAAAAAAAAAAUCACAUCUAAGCACAGAAAAAAAAAAAAAAAAACCCUAAAUGAAUCGGUUAUUACCGUAAAUGCUUGCUUCCAUUCACUAAAGGGUUAAAUUCAGUAAAAAAAUAAAGAGACCAGUCUUUUGAAAAAUUCCUUUAACCACUUGCCUACUGGGCACUUAUAUCCUCUUCGUGCCCAGGCCAGUUUUCAGCUUUCAGCGCUGUUGCACUUUGAAUGACAAUUGUGCGGUCAGCAACACUGUACCCAUGUGAAAUUUUUAUCAUUUUUUUCACACAAUAG